Messenger RNA from Dufourea novaeangliae, 800 nucleotides. RefSeq names its product surfeit locus protein 1 (gene Surf1). The coding region runs from base 137 to 700 and encodes 187 amino acids. The record is from RefSeq and is a predicted model, not a curated record. Gene Ontology annotation, cellular component: mitochondrion; membrane. NCBI's taxonomy places the organism in Eukaryota, Metazoa, Arthropoda, Insecta, Hymenoptera, Halictidae. The transcript has 4 exons. Gene Ontology annotation, biological process: mitochondrial respiratory chain complex IV assembly.
ACCUGUUGGAACAUUUAUACUUGGCACAUGGCAAGUUCAAAGACGUAAAUGGAAGUUAAAUCUGAUAAAAACUUUAAACGAACGCAUCUCCUCUCAACCCAUAGAAUUACCAGCAGAUUUAGAACAGUUGGAGUCGAUGGAAUAUUGUCCUAUUACAGUUAAAGGAACAUUUUUGUAUGAUAAAGAAUUUUCAAUAGGACCUAGAUCUUUAAUAUUGAAUGGUGAUUCAAACACUUCUGGCUCUGUAAUGGGAAACCAAAGCAGUCAAAGGGGUUAUUACCUUAUUACACCAUUUAAAUUAUCUGACCGGGAUCUGACAAUUUUAGUAAAUCGUGGCUGGAUACCUAAUUCUCUUAAAAAUCCAACUACAAGAAAGAAUAGCCAGGUAAAAGAUGAAGUAGAAAUUACAGGAAUUUUAAGGUUGAAUGAGCCAAGACCACAGUUUGUACCCAAACAUAAUCCAAACAACGAUGUCUGGUACUACAGGGAUCUGAAUGCCAUGGCUGAAAGAGCGGAUGCAGCACCUGUAUACAUUGAAAUGACACGCAAUAAAAAUUUUCCUACGUAUCCAGUAGGGGGUCAAACACGCGUGAAUUUGAGAAACGAACAUUUAAGUUAUAUUAUUACGUGGUAUUCUCUCUCUGCGUUUACCGCAUACAUGUGGUUUAAAGUAGUGAUUAGAAAACUGCCGCUCUCAUAACUAUUCGUGUUGUCUAUGAUUAACAGUGGAACAACAGAAUGAGUCAGUGGUUGUAGAAGUUUUUAUUUCAGAAUAUAACAAUGUGAAUGGUCCAUACUAA